Molecule: messenger RNA, 2370 nt
Organism: Rhipicephalus microplus (southern cattle tick)
Lineage: Eukaryota; Metazoa; Arthropoda; Arachnida; Ixodida; Ixodidae
Product: WD repeat-containing protein 91
Biological process (GO): negative regulation of phosphatidylinositol 3-kinase/protein kinase B signal transduction; early endosome to late endosome transport
Cellular component (GO): late endosome membrane; early endosome membrane
Molecular function (GO): phosphatidylinositol 3-kinase inhibitor activity; protein binding
Source: RefSeq, a predicted model, not a curated record
UUAUCGCAGUGAUUACGCCGCGAACGUGUCGAUUUUGGAAUAGAGGAAAGAGAAGCGCGUAACGUGAGUAGGGAGGAAUAGAUUUCUCGUGGCAGUGCAAACAAGUACAAAUAUCGAUUGCCUUGUCUGGGGCGUAUUGUGUCGGCACGGAAACUCGGUUCGCCUUUCACGAACUCACGUGUCGCUGCAUAAGUGUACACUAUUCAUAUGUCGAUGCACAGUCAGUACAGGCACUGCACUUCGCGUUGUAACCAGCAGUCGCGCGUCAUCCUAUGCUUGAGUGCGUACUGCGAUGGCGGCGUCGCAAUUCGCAGAUGACUUAGUCCGGGAUUAUUUGCGGUAUCGUGGUUUUUUUGCAUCCCUUAAGGCAUUUGACACCGAAAUUAAGGCCGACAAAGACAAAGGGUUCCGACCUGAUCGCGUAGUGGAACAUUUGAACACCUGCAUAGAAUCCAUGGACUUGGUAGGUCUGCGAGACACGUGGAGCCACUUGGACAGCCAUAUUUUUCGACGACUCGAGCAGUCUUUUAUUCCCACUGUGCGAAAGUUGGAGAUGGCCCUGCUUCGCAUGUAUGUUGUUACAUGUGUUACCAACAGCCGGCAAGACAAGCUUACAGAGUUCUUCGAUAAAAUGGCACUUGAAUUGCAUUUCCAGGCUGAAUGGAAAGAGUGGUUUGCACUCCCAUUUCUGAAGUGUGUGGAAGACAACCCGAAUUUCCAAGUCUACUUCACUCGCCAGUGGCAAGAGAUGAUGAUAAUCUCCUUAAGGAACUUCCUGAGUGUUGUGUAUCAGAGCAUGGCACUGCCAACACUCCUGAGCUAUGAUGAAGACAUGAACAGGAUGCAGUUCUUGCAAGAGGAAAAUGAAUCUCUAAAGCAUCAGCUGGCAGCUGGCAGGUCUGAAGUGUGUGAGACAGCAGAUGUUCUUGUUGCUCCUGAAGAGCCCAUGGACGACUUCUAUGUAAUCGCACAGGAGGCUCCAGCUGCUGAAGGUGGUAGGAGAAUAUUACCAGCUCUGAUGCGGACAUUUGGCAACAUUCAAACUUCACCUGUGACUGGCCGUAAACUGCAAGCCGACCAAAAGAAACACACAUCAGAAGAGCAAAACAAAACAAAACGACUUCCAGCAAAUAGCACUUCUGAAAGCCAAACAUUGCCCCAAGACACCUCAACAGCAUCUUCUUUACAACUGAAGGAUGUAACAUUAAGUCGGCUUGCAGAGAAGCUGGAACGAGCAACUGCGUCAACUUUUUUCUUGAAGAGCUCUUCUGGUGAGGAAGACAAGUUGCUCUUGCUUAAUCAAGAGGAAUACAAUGAACACCAGUCAUGCAUCACCCAUUGCAAGUUCAGCAAUUCAGGCACUCUGGCCAGUGCUGACACAGCCGGUGUGAUAAAGGUCUGGAGUUCCAACCCGUCUCCAAGAACGCUGGCCACUGUUGUGUCUUCCAAGUCUAGUGUGACAGCCCUGGAGUGGGUGCACAAGCACGAUCACUUGUUGGUUUAUGGGCUCAAGCAGGGAAACUUGCGCUUGUACGACACUAAAGAGCGAAGAACCCUUUUUGAUAUCGUGCCCGAGUCUGCAUCCGUCCUCAAAGAGCACAGUGUUGCUUGCCUAGCAUGCAGUCCAGUGGAACCAGUUGUGGUGAGUUCGCUGCACUCCGAGCCCCCUGUGGUGACAACUACACCAGCCCCAGGAAAGCUGCUUUUAUGGGAUUUGAAAAGCAAGCAGCUACAGGGGCACCUUAAAUGCAGCUCAUCAGUGAAUUGCUGUGUAUUCAGCCACAAUGGUCAACUACUACUAUGUGGCACAUCAGGAGGCAAUAUAUGUCUUUUUGAUGUCAGAACUCAUGAAUGCAUUGCAAACUGGCCAGCCCAUGAGCUUGAAGUCUUUUCAGUGCAAUUCAGCGGAGAUGAAGCCACAUGCUUCUCAAUAGGAGCUGAAGGCAUUCUGAGGCAGUGGAAUGUGUACAAAACAGGGCAGAAGGUGUCCGAUUUUCCUCUACAUGCUGGCUGUAUGGGACCACCAGGAUUCCGACCUGUGGGGAAACUUUUUUCACUAGGUGCUGAUAGUGAGCAUAUCUUAACAUGUGCACCUACUUCUGGAAUCGUAUACAAGGAAGAAAAUGGCAGCUUUACCAAUGUCCUUUCUGUCGGUAGCCAUAAGAGUCAUGUUGUUACUGUGGAUUGGUCACCUGCCGUGGACUGCAGCACUUGUGCUACUGCAUCAGCUGAUGGCUCCAUUUCCAUUGCAACGCUCUUCAGCCAUGUCUGACAGCAAGUACUGUAGCUACUAAACCUAAAACAAUGCUGCAUAAGUUGCCCUGGUAUAUGGGACAACAGCUGGAGCAUUAUGUAAGUAAUGUAAGCAUC